GGUUAGGGUUUAGGUAGUGCUCUCAAUUACUCAUUUAUAACGUGGCGGGAAGCUAAUAAUAGAGUUUAUCCACCAAUUCAAUCAAAUUCUGUGUGAAUUCAUCUUCCCAAAUUUUCGAAGGGCACAAUUCAAUUUACGUCUUUUCAUUCAGCAGAGGAAUCAGCUCUCUUCCUUCCCAAAGUGGAGUUCCAUCUGUUUGUUCAUUGAAGCUAUCUGGUGCAAUCAAAGUUGAUUGAUUUUAUGAGAAUGGCGUUGGACUGAAUCUGAAAAUGUAGCUGAUAUGCUGCAGCAUGAUAAGUCAUCAGUUUAAUUUUUGGGGUUUAUGCAAAAUUUCUGAACUUUCUGUAGAAUGUUCUUUUGUACCCAAGAGAAAAAGAUGGUUUUUUUCGCUGUCCCACUUUAUGAGGAUUUCCACUUCUUGCUGUGCUGCUCAAGAUACUGGUUUCUCAUCAGAUGACAAUGUGCUGCUGGAAUCGUGCGAAUACAGAGAGUUGCAGCAGAGAAUGCAGCGGCAUGCUGCCUCGGGGUGCAUUACCAAAGCCCUCGAGACUCUGAACUUCAUGAGGGAUAAUGUUCUGGGUAAACCUACCACUUAUGACUAUAAUGCUAUGAUCAGGUAUUUCUUAAAGUCGGGUAGUGUGUCGUUCGAUGAGUUGUUUGAGGUGUACAGUGGGAUGAAAAGAUUUGGGCCAAGCCCGAAUCUGUUAACUUAUCAAACACUCUUGAAUGGGUUCAUUUAUGUUGGAAGAUCGAAAGCUGCAAUGUAUAUCGCAGGCGAGAUGAUGGCGUCUGGGUUUUCCCCUUCAUUUACAAUUAUGUCAAAGUUGUUCAAAAAGCUACUGAAAACAGAAAGUGUAGUUGAUGCUGUUAUGUUGCUUGAGAUUAUGUUGAGUGUCAACUAUAUUCCAAGUCAGUAUGAUAUAAGUGUCUUGAUCCAAGGUCUUUGCCAUGUAGGGAUGGUUCAGGUGGCAAUUUCAUUGUUUGUGAAGAUUUCAGGAAAGGGAUACUUUUGUGGGGGGAUUAUUUAUAAUCCCAUACUCUGGGCUUUAUGUAAAUCCAGUAAAACUUUUGUCGCAUUAGCAUUUUUUGGUUUCUUAGAAAAGAAGGGAUUCGUGCGAUCUGUUUACUCUUAUACUGCGUUGGUUUAUGGUUUUAGUAAGGAUAGGCUGUGGCGUGAAGCUUUUUUCUGUUUAGAGGAAAUGGAAAAUGUUGGUUGUAAGCCUAGUCUGGUCACUUAUACAGUACUUAUUAAGUUUCUCUGUGAUGACGGGAAAAUUGAUGUGGCACUGAACCUUUUGGGAAAGAUGGAAGAGAGCGGAUAUAACCCUGACUUAGUUGUAUACAACAUAGUUCUCCGUGAGUUUUGCACUCAAGGUAGAGUAGAUGAUGCUUAUGAUCUUAUUCAACUUAUUGAUCAAAAGGGCUUGUCACCUGACAUGUAUACUCAUGCCGCAUUAGCUGGAGGCAUGUUGAAAAGGGGCAAUGUAGAGUUCGUCAAUAAGUUGUUGCUCAAUAUUAUACUAAGGCACUGCUCUGUAGAUACUGCCGUUUACAACAUAUAUCUGCAUUCCAUGUGUUGUGAUAGUAAUUCUGGAGAAGCUUUGUCCUUGAUGCAGAGUGUGAUGGAAAAGGGUUUUAGACCUACUAAUAGAUCAUACAACAUAAUUCUUAAGGGAUUGUGCAAAGAGAGAAAUUUUUAUGAAGCUUUCAAGUUAUUUGAUUGUAUCUUGUGGCCUAGCAAUGGCCCUGAUUUGAUUUCCUUGAAUACUGUUUUGUCUGCUGCAUGUAAACUAGGAAAUUCAGCCAUUGUUCAGAGAAUUUUGUGGCAGAUGGAACAUGAAGGAAUAAAACUUGACGUUGUGAGCUUAACAUCUCUGAUUCAGUAUUAUUGUACAGUUGGCAAAAUAACAGACUGCUUAAAGCUCGUGGAGUCCAUGGUGAUCAAUGGUCCCAAGCCUAAUACAGUCACUGUGAACACCCUUCUUAUUGGACUCUGCAAGAAUCAUCUACUUGGAUUAGCAGAAACAUUUUUCAACUAUUUUAAACAGAUUGGAGUUCUGGCAGAUACGACUACAUACAAUAUUCUAAUCCGCGCUUUCAUACAUGAAGGAAAUGAUUUGAUGGUAGAUGAGCUAUCAAGGGAAAUGUCUAGCCGUAAAUUGAGGCUGGAUCUUGGCACCUACAAUUGCUUCGUGCAUGCCUUAUGCAGAAGAGGCAAAAUUGCACUUGCCCUCCAUCUGCGAGACCAAUUGCGAGAGAAUGGCAUCCCUCCUAAUAUUUUCAUUUACAACACAAUUAUGAAAGCAAUGUUCAUGAAAGGAAUGUUCUGGGAAAUUAUUGAUCUGCUUAAGGACAUGUACGUGGAUGGAUGUGAACCUAAUGAAGGAUCUUAUAAACUAUUGAAAGAAGCGAAGUUAAAAGGUUGGAUGAAGGGUUCCCCUCAAGCUUUACAAAUGAGAGUGUUUGUUAUGUUUGGUAAAUUGUCCUGAGAAUGGAUGGUACUAAUAGAGAAUACAAGAUGGAUGGUGAAAAUGAGUUCCAUCUCUUCAUCAUGCGACCGAAGAUGCUCUCUCUGAGGAAGUGUUUGGGCUGGAGAUGUGUUCGUCGCAUAUUCGCAUAACUUGAUUGAUCAGACAAUAACUCGUGCUCCAGGUCCAGAGUCAUAUAUGUCUCCAACUAUCCAGUUAUCUUGUUAAGAAUCCCAGAACUACACAUCCUGUGCCACGAGCUGGUGAAGAACGCAUAUUCAAAGAUUACAAGUAUUUGGGUAAUAAGCAGCGCUCGACUGGGUGAAACAAUCUGCACAUAGAGCAGUAUCCCCGAAAGAUCCCAAGAGGGGAAGGGUCACCGUAAGAAGACUGAAUACAAGCUGGAGGCAUGCCAUCAUACGAAAGGGAGGAAGAAAGAAGUCAGCUCGAAUGUAUAAAGGGCUCCUCCAACCCUUGUUUUAUAGCAGGAUGAAGACACGAACGUCAUUCUUAUCAAGUCUGGAAGACGUCGGACAUUUUGACAAAGACGCCUCAAGGGGAAGGAACCACCCCAAGUUGUCAUCUGCAAAGCAGUAAGACUUUCUACCACCUCUUGUAAGAUUUUGAAUUCCCUUUCCUGGAAUGUCAAAUUUGGACUGAGAAUAGAGUUUGGCUGAUUAGUGUGACCAAACUUUUGAACCUUUUAGAGUGUCAAGAAUUCUUGAUGUAAAUGUGACCAUUAAAAUGACGUCAAUGUGUGGGUUCAUUGUGCAUACCCAUUUUCUUGAAUGUUUAUGAGAAACAUAACCAAAAUUAUACAUUUUGAAGAAAAUCAUAAUCUUGGGACAUUGAUAUAGCAUAUGACAAGAGACAGAAAUAUAAGUUUGCA
Molecule: messenger RNA, 3357 nt
Organism: Salvia hispanica
Lineage: Eukaryota; Viridiplantae; Streptophyta; Magnoliopsida; Lamiales; Lamiaceae
Molecular function (GO): protein binding; mRNA binding
Source: RefSeq, a predicted model, not a curated record